UUUGGAGGGAAGGGGGAGGACAUAUGGAUUCCUGAAGGUUGGAGGAGUUGGAAGGGGUAGAGGUGUGGGUGGUUCUAAAUCCUAAGUAGGAACAGAAACUAUGCUGCCUGAAGUGAGGAUCAUAGGAUUUGAGUUAAAAGGGACUUUUUAGAUCAUCUAGUCCAAUCCCUUCAUUUUAUAAAUGAAGCCAUAAAGGAUUGUGACUUUCUAGAGUCAUGUAGUAAAUAAAUGGCAGGUCUUCCAAUUCUAAGUCCAGAGCACUUUCCAUUACAUAAAACCCAAACUAUGAAACAGAAAUUAAGCCUCUGACCAAGAUACAAAACUUUGCUUCAUUUACCUAGUAAGCUUCAUUUUCUACCUGGAAGGGGAAAUCCCUUGGACUAGGUGGGGCAGAGACUUCCUUCUGGCCACUCAUAGUACAUGCAUUAGAUAUGGAGCACAGGGAGAAAUUUUUUUGGUAUAGAAUAGAGAUAGGAUGAGGUGAGGUGAAGUGGGAUGGGGGGAAUCAAAUCAGUAAACAAGCCAACCUAGGAAUACACUUGGGAAGACUGAUCACCUUGUCCAGUGGAGGGAAAUUUUGGUUAAGCUAUUUCAAUGUUGUUUCUUUCUGGUAAUCUCAUAUAAGAACUUUUCUCUGGAAACAGGAAGUCAAUUGCUUGCCAAGUUCAGCACAGGGAGUAACAGGACAUGUUCUAACACACCCUGGUCCUAGCCAUAACCCCAGAGCUUGGGCCAGUUUAUUGCUCUUAAGUUCUGACCUUCCCCCUCUGCCUGCUAUUCACCUUCCCAACCCAAAAUUUAAAUUUAUCCCCACCUAAUCUCUUCCCUUGGCCCAUAAAAGUUGUUUUCCCCAUUGCUUAAACAAGGGAUUCCAUCUAUCCAUAAAACUCUUUUCUAAGUUUCCCUCCCCCAUCUCUAGGCUGCUCCCACCCUCUUCAGUCUGUCCCUCCCCCUUCAGUCCACUUUCCCUGGGUAUUGCUGUAUGAUGUGUCUCUUGGCAGCCAACCUUCCAUUGCCUGGGAGACUGAAACCCAUUCUUUCUCUUGGAGUUGUGAAUGAGGUGGAGGGGGAAGUUUGAUCUUAAGGUGAUCAGGAGAUCCAAUUUUGGGGGCACCUGAGAAAUAGGACGAUAUUUCUUUUCCUCCUCCCUCUUUUCUCAAGUUCCCUUUUACUUUUCUCUUGCGUAACUUUCUUCCUCCUUUCUAUCUCUCCCAUUCCUCACCCUCCCCCCACUCCGUUACCCUCUAUUGUGACACACAGCUGCUGGCAGGGUCCUCAGGCUAGUCAUGUCUCCUUUACUAUCUCCCAAGCCCCUCCCUGGGGGUCCAAGCCGAGACCCAGCAUUCUUGGUUUCCCUUUGGUUGAGUUGGGGGACAGCUUUAGGGGUAGCAGCCUGUGCAGUGGCACUACUAACUCAGCAAGCAGAGCUCCAGACCCUGAGGGGAGAGGUGGCCCAGCUGAAAGGGAAUGGAGGGUCUCAUCAGAAGGGAGAUAGGCAUCCUUUGCUGAUCCUCCACAAACAGGGCACUGAUGAAAUGGAAGCUUUGAAGGAUGAGGAAAUAACUAGAAGGAAGAGAGAAGUCCUCACCCAAGAACAUCAGUACAAGAGAAAACGUUCAGUUUUGCACCUUAUUCCUAUUAACAGUACUUCCAGAGAGGAUUCUGAUGUGACAGAGAUAAUGUGGGAACCAGCACUGAGGCAUGGUGGAGGUCUGGAACCACAAGGACAUGUUGUUGGAGUCCGGGAAACUGGAAUGUAUCUCCUGUACAGCCAGGUAUUGUUUCAUGAUGUAACUUUCACCAUGGGCCAGGUGGUUUAUCGGGAGGGGCAAGGAAGAGAGAUCCUAUCCCGAUGUGUCUGUAGCAUGCCCUCCAAUCUCCACCAAGCCUAUAACAGCUGCUAUACUGCAGGUUACUUGAAGAUGAAAGAGACCUUCCAAGGGAAUCGGCCCUGGAGGCCAGCUAACCCUGGAACAUCCCCCAUCUUUCCAUCUCCCCGUCGAGAGCGCCUUCGUUGGCCUCCCCCUCCUAAACCACUGCUAAAGUCAGGUGGGGGGUUUGGUCCAGACAAAGGGACUGGGACCACAGUUCCUGCCCAUCGACUCCCUACCCCUCGCCCCUCUUUUGAUGCUUCAGCCAGUGAAGAAGAUGAUGAGGAGGAUGAAGAAGAGGAGGAGGAAGAGGAGGUGGUGGCCUGGGGACUUCCCUCAGGCUGGGGCCAGCUAGGAACACCUCAGCAUCCCCGUCCUUCCCGUCCUCCACCCCGUAGAGCUUGUUCUCAGCGGCGCCGUCGAGCUAUGAGAGCUUUUCGAAUGCUGCUGUACUCUAAAAGCUCCUCCUUGACAUUCCACUGGAAGCUGUGGGGUCGACUGAGGGGUCGGCGGCGGGGUCCUCCACAUCCUAAGAACCUUCUCCUUCCCCGGGAAGGAGGAGUAGCCCCUCCUACCACAUCCCCCAGCUGCAGGCUUGACUCACCAAGGGGACCUCCUCAAGCUGGGCUGGGGCUUUUAGGGGCAUUGAUGGCUGAAGAAGGGGUUAGGGGAUCUCCCACAUUGCCCAGUGGGUCAUCUCAGGAGGAAGAUGGACAUGAGUGGACCCAGAGGUCCCCCCAGCCUUUGGAAGUUGAUGCAGGUCUCCUUCCAUGCUCUCUUCCUAAUGGCUUUGGGGGAACAUCUGGACUGGAUGGAGAAAUGGGUCUGGCACCUCCCGAUGCUAGCAUCCUUAUCAGUAAUGUAUGCAGUAUUGGAGACCGGACUGCCCAAGAACUGUUUCAAGGAGCUGAAGUAGGAGCUGCCGAGGAGCAGGAGCAUCCAGGAGAAAAGGCUGGACCGCAUAGCCCCCUUGGGGAGGAGCAUGUAACAUGUGUACAGAGCAUCUUAGAUGAAUUCCUUCAGACCUAUGGCAGCCUCAUUCCUCUUAGCACAGAUGAAGUGGUAGAGAAACUAGAAGAUAUUUUCCAGCAAGAGUUCUCCACACCUUCUAGAAAAGGGUUAGUUCAGCAGCUGAUCCAGUCAUACCAGCGUAUGCCAGGCAAUGCUAUGGUGAGAGGCUUUCGUGUGGCCUAUAAGCGGCAUGUGCUGACCAUGGAUGACCUGGGGACCUUGUACGGGCAGAACUGGCUUAAUGACCAGGUGAUGAAUAUGUAUGGAGACCUAGUAAUGGACACUGUCCCAGAGAAGGUUCAUUUCUUCAACAGUUUUUUCUAUGACAAACUCCGUACCAAGGGUUAUGAUGGAGUAAAAAGGUGGACCAAAAAUGUGGAUAUCUUCAAUAAGGAACUCCUACUGAUCCCUAUCCACUUGGAAGUACACUGGUCACUCAUUUCUGUGGAUGUGAGGCAGCGGACCAUCACUUAUUUUGAUUCACAGCGUACCCUCAACCGAAGAUGUCCCAAGCAUAUUGCUAAGUACCUACAGGCUGAGGCAAUAAAGAAGGAUCGAUUAGAUUUCCACCAGGGAUGGAAGGGUUAUUUCAAAAUGAAUGUGGCCAGACAAAAUAAUGACAGUGACUGUGGUGCCUUUGUAUUGCAGUAUUGCAAGUACCUGGCCCUGUCUCAGCCCUUCAGCUUCACACAGCAAGACAUGCCCAAACUUCGUCGGCAGAUCUACAAAGAACUGUGUCACUGCAAACUCACUGUGUGAGCCUUGGAUGCCAGGCCCCCAACCCUAUGUGAAGGCUGAAGAACAUCUUUACCCUCUCUGACCUCCAAAAACCUAUUCCUUUUUCUCCCUAGACCCAGUGACUUUCUCAUAUAUUUGUUUGUUUUUCAUAUUUAAAUGUUUCCCUUGGUUUCUGGUUUUUUUUUUUUUUUUAAAUCCCUAUUGAUUUGUGGGGGGGUAGGAUUGGCACUGAGAACCCCUUUUCCUUUCUCUAUCCUGAAGGGAGUGUGGUAAGAGGGUGUUAAUGAGCACUUCCCUUUCCAUAUUUAUGGAACUUGGUGGAAGUUUUUUUUUGUAUGGGGAUGGGUAGGGGUGGGGGGGGUCAGGGUAGUGGGUUAAGGGAUUCCUGUAUGCCAUGCCAUCAAAUUUUGCCUGUUUGUUUAUCUACAUAUAUAUAUAGAUAGAUGGAUGUGUGUGUGGGUGUGUGUGUGUAUGUGUGUAUGUGUGUAAAUAUAUAUGUAUGUAUAUAAACAGUCAGUGAUCCUACUGUGGUCAAUAAAGGAUCCUUUGGAGAUUGUG
Antechinus flavipes (yellow-footed antechinus) is the source of this 4178-nucleotide messenger RNA. It is a transcript of the gene SENP3, whose product is annotated as SUMO specific peptidase 3. Lineage: Eukaryota; Metazoa; Chordata; Mammalia; Dasyuromorphia; Dasyuridae. Gene Ontology annotation, cellular component: nucleus; membrane. The transcript has 15 exons. Bases 1287 to 3641 code for a protein of 784 amino acids. Gene Ontology annotation, molecular function: receptor ligand activity; deSUMOylase activity; tumor necrosis factor receptor binding. The record is from RefSeq and is a predicted model, not a curated record. Gene Ontology annotation, biological process: protein desumoylation; positive regulation of isotype switching to IgA isotypes; immune response.